Molecule: messenger RNA, 525 nt
Organism: Pieris macdunnoughi
Lineage: Eukaryota; Metazoa; Arthropoda; Insecta; Lepidoptera; Pieridae
Source: the annotation of a GenBank genome assembly
AUGCCUCCGACGUUAUCCAAGCGCGCUAAAAUUGCGAUUGUUGUUGCGGCAACAGUAAUGCCGCCACAAAUAUCACGAAAAAAAAGAAAGGAGUGGGCAAAAACAUAUUUAAAAAACCGUGAUGAAUUUAGUCACAUGAAGUUAAUCAAAUCGCUCGAUUGCGAAGACUUCCGUAUAUACUUGCGACUAGAUCACGAAACCUUUGAGGAACUCUUAAAUUUGGUUAAACCUCUAAUCACGAAAACUGAUACUGUGAUGAGGAAAGCUGUUACUGCUGAAGAGCGACUUAUUGCAACGAAAAAGAGUCGCCCCUAUAUGACUAGAAAUUGUGUUGAUUUUGAAGAUGUCGAACAACACACCUUCCGACCAGGAGAUUGGCGACAAAACGAUAUCUCCAUCGGUCUUCGUAGUGAAAGGGAGCGCACAGAAGUUGGGAGACAAGUUCGCCAAAUAUUUACUGAUCACUUUAAUGGCGAAGGUCGUGUUGAUUUUCAAGAAAGGAUGAUAAAUGUGUUGAAUAUUUAA